GCUUUCCCUUUCCAUCUGCGCGUCUUCUUUCUUUCCUCGGGAUCUGACCUUCUCUUCCUUGCUCUUUUGGGACAAAUUUUUAGAGAAAGUUGGAGCCAGCUCCAGUUUUGCACUUUCUGGUUUAGGGUUCAAGUCCCAAGGAAGAACAGCAAGCUAGCUGCUACCUUUUUCUUCUUCUUCAUCCACCAUCAGUUGGCAUCUGUCUUUCUUCCAUCCUUUCUUCCAUUCUUAUAUAUGUGCUUUUUCUGAGCUUCAUUUCUGGUUGCUCCCCUUGAUAGAAAGUUGGCCAAACAGAUCAGGAGUGAAGGAAUAUCAUAUACCCGUCUUAUAAUCCUGAAAUAGCAGUAAUACGACUCUUUCAUCGGCUUGUCUUAUCGUCUGGAACCAGAUCUAGAAUAAGGAAGGUGGUUUUUCCUGGGUUUUGGGCUAUCCAAGCUUCUUGAUGCGCCUACCAAAAUAUCAUAAAAUUAAAGGACAAUUGAGAGCUUUGAAAUGAAUACCUUCUCGCACGUUCCUCCGGGCUUUAGGUUCCACCCAACAGAUGAAGAACUUGUUGAUUACUAUCUAAGGAAAAAGGUUGCUUCCAAGCGGAUUGAUCUAGAUGUCAUCAAAGAUGUUGAUCUUUACAAGAUUGAGCCAUGGGAUCUCCAAGCAGAAGAACAAAACGACUGGUACUUCUUUAGCCACAAGGACAAGAAAUACCCAACUGGUACUCGGACCAACCGAGCUACGAAAGCUGGGUUUUGGAAAGCCACGGGAAGGGACAAGGCCAUAUAUUGUAGGCAUAGCUUGGUUGGAAUGAGAAAGACUCUGGUAUUCUACAAAGGAAGAGCUCCGAAUGGACAGAAAUCAGACUGGAUCAUGCAUGAAUAUCGACUCGAAACAAAUGAGAAUGGAGCUACUCAGGCAAGUGAAGUAAUCAUCUUUGCAUACUCGCAGGAAGAAGGAUGGGUUGUUUGCAGGGUGUUCAAGAAGCGACUACCUACAGUGAGGCGAAUAGGAGAGUAUGAAUCACCAUGUUGGUAUGAUGAUCAAGUUUCCUUCAUGCAAGAACUUGAUUCUCCUCGACAGAUUCCUCGUCACCAGCAUCAACAACCUUAUCCAUCACCAUCAUCCUCUUAUCUUCAUCACCAGCAUCAACAUUACUUGCAGUGCAAGCAAGAGGUGGAUCAGUUGCAAUACAACAUUUCUCUUAGCCAUCACCAAAACCAUCAUAAUCUUGAGUCAUUCCUCCAACUCCCCCAACUUGAAAGCCCCAAACUCCCAAGCAAUGCAAAUUGCAACAAUUUAUCUUCACCAAUGCUUCCAAACUACUCCUAUGAAAAGAACAAUGGGACUCUACUCCAACAUGAGGAAGUGCACAUCCAACAAAGUCACAAACAGCAUCACACCUUGAGUUCUGUUUACAACAACAAUACAACGAAUGAUCUGCAAGAGCAAGUGGUGGCAACCGAUUGGCGAGUUCUUGACAAGUUUGUUGCAUCUCAGCUGAGCCAUGAAGUUGCUAGUGCUUCCAAGGAAGCCAACAACGACAACUCAAAUACCCCUGCAUCUUCAUCCUCCUUUCAUGCAGAUGGUGAGCAACAUAUGAAGGUAACUGCCAUUGAUGACUCCAAGAGUUCAGAAAUACUGCAGGAGUAUGCGUCGACAUUAACCUCUGGCAGCGAUAUUGAUCUUUGGAAGUGA
Molecule: messenger RNA, 1686 nt
Organism: Linum tenue
Lineage: Eukaryota; Viridiplantae; Streptophyta; Magnoliopsida; Malpighiales; Linaceae
Source: the annotation of a GenBank genome assembly